Molecule: messenger RNA, 1050 nt
Organism: Dujonia railenensis
Lineage: Eukaryota; Fungi; Ascomycota; Pichiomycetes; Serinales; Debaryomycetaceae
Source: the annotation of a GenBank genome assembly
AUGACUGAAUCGAAAGUGUGCCUUAUUACAGGUACUUCGUCAAAUUUGGGGAUAAAUAUUGCGUACCGUAUUCUUAAAGAAACGCCUAAAUCUACUAACUUAACUUUCAUAGUGACAUCAAGAACAUUACCUAAAAUAACAGAGGUUAUCACACAAAUCCAGAAAUAUGCUUACGACAAUGUGUCAGACAGAACUGGUCAAUUGGAAUUCGAUUACUUAACUGUAGACUUCUCUGAUAUGAUAUCGGUACUCAGUGCCUAUUAUGAGUUGAACAAAAAAUUCAAGAAGAUCGACUACGCUUUUAUCAAUUCAGCACAAGGUGUGUACUCGGGAAUUGAUUGGAUCGGAGCGGUGAAAGAAAUAUGCACCAGUCCACUUGAAGGGGUGACGAACCCAACCUACAAGUUACAGAGAAUCGGCGUGAAGAGUGCCGAUGGUAUGGGAUUGGUGUUCCAGGCUAAUGUAUUUGGUCCAUACUAUUUGAUUCACAAGAUUAAGCAUCUCUUAAAAGACGGAGGGAAGAUCAUUUGGAUCUCAUCGUUGAUGGGACAAUCUAAAUAUCUCUCCUUUGAUGAUUUGGAAUUAGUGCAGAGUCCGGCACCCUAUGAAGGCUCUAAGAGACUAAUUGACCUAAUGCAUAGUGCCAGCUUCCGUUCUUUGCUGAAGGACUUUGGUAUCCAGCAGUAUUUGGUUCACCCAGGUAUAUUCACUAGUUAUUCGUUCUUCCAAUACUUAAAUGUGUUCACUUACUAUGGUAUGUUGAUGCUUUUCUAUAUCGCCAGAUUUCUCGGAUCACCAUGGCACAAUAUCUCUGGGUAUACCGCUGCCAAUGCUCCAGUCUACUGCGUUAAGGAAGCUAACGAGCGUGAGUUAGAAAAAUUUCAGCCAUUAAAAAUCGGAUCUGCUACAACAAGACGUGGUGAAGAAUAUUUAGUUCGUGAAGAGGUUGACACUACAGGAAGUGAAGAUGUAGUAGCAUAUUUAGAGAAAUUGUGUAAAGAAUGGGAUGCAAAGUUGGCAGACCAAAUUGUCAAUACCAGACAACCAUAG